This is a messenger RNA of Gadus chalcogrammus (walleye pollock), 3044 nucleotides long. RefSeq names its product RCC1-like G exchanging factor-like protein. NCBI's taxonomy places the organism in Eukaryota, Metazoa, Chordata, Actinopteri, Gadiformes, Gadidae. The record is from RefSeq and is a predicted model, not a curated record. The coding region runs from base 221 to 1576 and encodes 451 amino acids. The transcript is spliced from 12 exons.
AAGCGAAUGAACGUCGCCCGGGCUGGUCAUGCGUUCUGUCUGUCACUGACAUUGAAAUACAAUAAUUUAGGGUCAAAUAAUAAGCUAGCGACCAACAUUAUCACAAUGUUUAGCAUACAUGUACACCUCUAAAUACCUCUGCAAAACGUUACUUAGAACCUAAGCAUGGCUCUGCCAUGUUUUCGACUGUCUUCCCGACACACCACCCGGUUAGGACUAGAUGUUCGCUGCUAUGCAACACAGGGAAAAGCACCCAGAUCGCAGGAGAGGCGUGACAGUAACGCUGCAAACGCUCCAGUCUUCCAGUAUGUCGGUCAGAACCGGAAGCCCAAGCACAAGGUGUUUGUGUGGGGUUUCAGCUUCACCGGUGCCCUCGGUCUCCCCAGCCUGGUACAGCCCGACUGUGGCAGGAAAAAGCCCCGGAAAUACCAGCUCACACCCUACCGGCUGGAGACUGAAGACCAGGUACAUUAGCCGUAUCACGUUGUUACUCCGUGUCGCUCAGAUCUCGUCGGCCGCGUGUGGCUAUGGUUUCACCCUUCUGUCGUCCUCGACCAAAGACCUCACCAAGCUUUGGGGCAUGGGACUCAACAAGGACUCCCAGCUGGGCUUCCAGCGCACUCAGAAGAGCAAGCUUGUGAGCUACGACUACGUGCUGGAGCCCUCCCCUGUGGCGCUGCCCCUCUCUCACCCCCAGGGCGCCAGGGUGCUGCAGGUGGCCUGUGGCCGCGCCCACUCCCUGGUGCUGACCGACCGGGAGGGAGUUUACAGUAUGGGAAACAAUGCCUAUGGCCAGUGCGGGAGAUCAAUAGUGGAGGAAGAAGACUACAGUGGCAGUCACAUCAUUCACAAGCUGGAGGGCUUCGACAGUAAGGUGAUCCAGGUAGCGUGUGGCCAGGACCACAGUCUGUUCCUCACGGAGACUGGGAAGGUGUACGCGUGCGGAUGGGGCGCAGACGGUCAGACGGGUCUGGGUCAUCAGCGUGUCAGCGCGGCGCCGGCCGAGGUGGCGGGCGAGCUGCGCGGCGUGGAGGUCAAGCAGAUCAGCACGUACGGAGACUGCAGCCUGGCCGUCUCCCGGGACGGGGGGCUGUACGGCUGGGGGAACUCUGAGUACCGGCAGCUGGCCUCGGUCACCGAGUCCUCACAGAUCAACUCUCCUAAACACCUCCCCCUGGAGGGCUGUGGCAGAGUGCUCCAGGCGGCCUGCGGAGGGACACAGGUGGCCAUCUUAAAUGAGGAAGGAGCCGUCUUCGUAUGGGGCUACGGCAUUCUGGGAAAAGGCCCCAACUUAUCCGAAUCCCCCACCCCUGAAAUGAUCCCCCCCUCGCUGUUUGGCCGCUCCGAGUUCACCCCCUCCGUGGCUGUGAGGACGAUCCGCUGUGGACUCAACCACUUCGCCGCCGUCACCGAUCAAGGGGAGCUCUUUGUGUGGGGCAAGAACGUGAGGGGCUGUUUGGGCAUCGGCAAGAGGGACGACCAGUACUUCCCCUGGAGGGUGACGGUACCGGGUCACGUCGUGGACGUGGCGUGCGGUGUUGACCACAUGGUGGCACUGGUGAAGUCUAUCAUCUGAGCGAGACCCGGGCGCACCAACGGUGACCCCGUCGCCCCCCUCGCGCAACGCAGGGCGUCACCCGGCACUGGACCAAGACGCGGUUUCCAAAUCAAAUGCAAACCAGCUGCUGUCUGCGGGAGACCAGCCCAGAUUUGGUCGCUGCGUCUUGCUAUGAUGUCACCACAUGCAUGCGCAGGCCAGGGCGAUAAGGGUCGGCAAAACCACCUCUUAAAGAAAAGACUCGACAACAACAUGCAGCUUCUGAGUGGUUCAUGCUGCCGGGAUGAUAUGUGAGGAUAAUUAGACCAACAUAUGUGUGACAUUUCCAAGUAAACGGAGAUGAAGACUUUGCACACAUUUGUGAAGCGAAUGUAAUCCUGUCUUGUUAUUCCUUUUCCAUGUGCUUGGUUGGGAACCGGAGAGCGUGAAAUAAAGAAAUAUUUUACAAAGGUGCUAUUAUAGCAACAUUGUGUCUGUGUGAACCAUAGCCACCCCCAGCUAAAUAAAUUGGCAGCCAAGCGGAGAAAUUACUUAACACUUUUAUAAAAGGUGAAAAGACAUGCCAGAUAAAGUGGAAGGCAUGCUCCAAAACCAAUGUGGAGAUGUCCUUUCUUUUAUUUGAAGUAAUAGUCACAACUGAACUUUAGCAACAUCUGCUAAGUGUCAGGUCUGCAGGUGAAUAAUUGUCGUGUGAUAGCCUAGAGUGUAACUGGUAGCCAUUUUAUUGCUCAGCUUUUAUUAUGUUUUCUGGCAGGUGUAUAACCCUAAGGUACAACAACUUGGUAUCAAAUGGUUUUAACUGAAAUGGGCCUCUUGUAAGUGUCGUGCAAUACACUAUAAAGUGCAGCUUAAAAGGAUUUUAAAUGGAUAUGUGGGUGUUUGUUUUUUCUGUUUAAUCCGUGCAAAGCUUUCUGUGCUGCUAUUGUGUAUUUAUUUUCCCCUUUUACUGAAAUCGACAGCCUGUAACCAAUUUCAGAAAGACGUCAAAACGAGUCGUUUGUAACCCGACGUAGGAAAUGUGCCUGCCUCUACCACCAUUCUUUAAGGAGUAACACAGGCCGAGAGAAAACACUAGUUAUGGCCCUGGUUCUGGGUUGUCUGAGAUUGUCUUAAAUUAGUGCUAGUUAACAUUUGACUUGCUUCGCCUGACAUGAUGACACCGAACCCCACAAAGAAGCUUGGCUAUUGUGGAGAUGUUGAUGAAGCAGUAAAUAAACAAAUGGAUGCCGACCUCAAGGCAGUCGUGUAAAAUAAGCUACUUGAGUGACUGACACCAUAACAUGAAACUGCAGAGGUCAUAAAAAUAGUUUAACGUUUAUCCACAUGGAAAAACAAAUUUCCCAUUCAAUGUAAAUUGAUGAAUAUAACUGAAAGGAGUAUGAAUGCUUUACAUAGACUCAACAGUUUUGGCUAAAAUGUUAUGGUUGCCAGUUUAUUGAGUACAAUUUUAACACAGAGGAGCAAAUAACUGCACAAAGACAAUCUU